ACGCCCAGACUUGUCGGUCGAGGCAGGCGCCUUAAGAUGGCGGCGGUAGCCAGGCUGGGCUCCUAGCGCCGCGAUGGGGCUGUUUUACUGCCCCCUUUGCCGCCUCACCGCCUUCACCGGUCGGCGUCACCUCUACAGCAGCAGCCACCAGCAGCGGUUGCGGGAGGUGCUCGGCCGGCUGCAGGCCAAGGUGCAGUUGGCUCGGAAGAUGAUUAAAAAUGCAGUGGUUGUGAAGUAUGAGGUAGGGGAGCAUGAACAACUCUUCUGGUGUCUCUGCUGCAAGCAGGAGGUGAAAAGGCACCUGAGCCAUGGGAGCCUGACAGUGCUGCAUGGGGGACUUCUGCAGCACAUGGCCAGCCUGGAGCAUAAAAAAGAAGCCAACAAGUUCUGGUGGGAGAACAAAGCAGAUGCCAAAAUAAAGCAGCAGUUUCUGAUUUCCCCUGAGGACUAUGAACGAUUCAAAUCAUCACUUGUCAAAGCUCUGGAUGCUUAUGAAGAAAAAGAGGAUGAGGUCAUUAAAGAGAUGGCAUCCCAUAUCCGAGAAGUGGAGCAGAGCAGACAGGAAGUGCUACAUGCUGUCUUAGAGCCUCAAACAGGGACAGAAUUUUGUGAUGAGUCAUCCGCCUUCAGUACACCUGGAGGGCGUAAAAGUGACAUCACUAUCAUCACAGAAGAGCAGCUUGGUCCAAGUGCCAUUCAAAUAACACCUGAUUUAGAUUGGAUGGAAGGAAACCAUGCUCUGACUUUUAUUGGCCAUCAGGAAUCGGAAGGGAAGGGAAACGUUCACACAGGUGCCAAACCUCCCUGGCUGAUGCAGGAUGAAGAGGAGUUUGAAAGUAAACAGCAGAUUGGACCUUCAUAUGAGGAAUUUCUCAAAGAAAAGGAGAAGCAGAAGCUGAAAAAGCUUCCAGCAGAUCGUGUUGGUGCCAACUUUGAUCACACCUCUCAGACAGGUGAAGGCUGGCUUCCCUCCUUUGGACGGGUCUGGAAUCAGGGCAGGAGGUGGCAAUCCAGACAUCAGUUCAAAGCUGAAUCCGGUAAAGAAAGAGUCAGUCAAAGGAAGACCGGAAAGAGACCAAAAUCUGAGCUUCAAUGAAAGAGAUACACAUCCCCGUAUUUAAUGUACCAAGUGUGUAACUUCUGACACCAUGUCAGUGCCGUUACAUUUACCAGUGUAUAAUACCACUGUAUAGAAACCAAACUCUUGAACUAAUGUUGCUUAUCUAGCUUUUAUUAAAACUACUACUAAGAGGGA
Chelonoidis abingdonii (Abingdon island giant tortoise) is the source of this 1255-nucleotide messenger RNA. It is a transcript of the gene CENATAC, whose product is annotated as centrosomal AT-AC splicing factor. Lineage: Eukaryota; Metazoa; Chordata; Testudines; Testudinidae. The record is from RefSeq and is a predicted model, not a curated record.